This is a messenger RNA of Iphiclides podalirius (scarce swallowtail), 1098 nucleotides long. Lineage: Eukaryota; Metazoa; Arthropoda; Insecta; Lepidoptera; Papilionidae. The record is from the annotation of a GenBank genome assembly.
AUGACGACAUUUGUUUUGGCUAACAAAUUGAUGUCUAUCAAAAUAAAUAAAUCAGAAUUUGAAAAGAUCAAACACGAAAAAGUUAUAAACAUACGGGAACAACAUAAAUACUUAAGCACUUUGAGAAAAGUUCUUCAACAUCAAACAAUUGAAAAGAGUUGUCGAUUGUGUUUAAAACAAGGAGUUAUAAAAGUAUUUGAUAACACUAACGAAAUAAAUCAUGCAGAGGCUAUUAAAACCAUUUUUGGAGUAGAGAUAUCACAAAAUGAUGGCAAACCACAAUACAUAUGCAUGUCUUGUGGAACCACUAUUAAAAUGGCUGUUAGACUAAAACAAACUGCAGAAAUAACACAGUGGAGAUUACAGCAAGAAUUGGAAAUUGUGGCAGAUUCAACUAGUGAAUGCAACCUAGAUGAAUAUAGUAAAAUACAUGGUGGCUAUUUUCAUCUACAAGGUGCAAUUGUAACUCGUGAUUGGACUUGCAGCAAAUGCCGUAAGGUUUUUUCCAAUAAGGAUGAAUUCAAAGAGCAUGAGUUAUUGCCUAGCUGUCGAACAAGGUUUAGAAGUUAUAUCUGUGAGACAUGUGGAUCCAAAUUUAAAUCAAUGUCCCUACUUAAGAGGCAUAGGCUUAUUCACACUGGGGAGUUGCAGCAUCAGUGCCCUCAAUGUCCUUAUCGUGCCCGCACGAAGUACGCGCUGGCCGUCCACUCCCGCCUGCACAGUGGCGAGCGCCCAUUACGCUGUCCCGAAUGCCCGGCUACGUUCCCCAACGCCUCAAAUUUAGCCUCGCACCGCCGGAGACAUUUACCGCCCGCGUACCAUUGCGACGUGUGCCAACGUGGAUUCAAAUUCAAAGAGGCUUAUUCACACUGGGGAGUUGCAGCAUCAGUGCCCUCAAUGUCCUUAUCGUGCCCGCACGAAGUACGCGCUGGCCGUCCACUCCCGCCUGCACAGUGGCGAGCGCCCAUUACGCUGUCCCGAAUGCCCGGCUACGUUCCCCAACGCCUCAAAUUUAGCCUCGCACCGCCGGAGACAUUUACCGCCCGCGUACCAUUGCGACGUGUGCCAACGUGGAUUCAAAUUCAAAGAGGCUUUACU